UGAGCUAGAGAGAGAAUAGCGUUAGAAUUCUGAAUUUCAGUUAACGGAGAAAGAGAGACUGAGACAGUGUUUGGUAUGCCAGCGAAGGCACAUUGCCGCGGCUUCUUUCCCUGUCAGAGUCACUAGGCAGUGAAGGAGCCAUAGAAGGGCAGCCAUAGCCAUGGAUCCAUGUCCUUUCGUGCGCGUAACAGUAGAGAAUUUGGCAUUGAAAAUACCUGUGGCUUCAAAGCCCGCUAGCUCUGUUGUUCACCCAUCCUCGUCGCCUUGCUUCUGCAAGAUCAAGCUUAAUCACUUUCCAAUUCAGACUGCUGUUGUUCCGUACAUCUUGCCGGAGAGUAUAUUUCCUGACGGCCAGCACCAGGCAUUGUCGGCUGCGUUUCACUUGAGCAAGUCUGAUCUUGACCGGCUCGCUGCGAAAUCUAUUUUCGGUGGGAAACCGUGCUUGAAAAUCUCAAUCUACACCGGCAGGAGAGGGACGACCUGCGGUGUUAACUCUGGAAGAUUACUAGGGAGGGUAACGGUGCCGUUGGAUCUGGCGGGAACGGAAUCUAAGGCUUGUGUGUUUCACAAUGGUUGGAUUUCUGUAGGAAAGAACUCCAAAGGAUCCUCUGCUCUGUUUCACUUGAAUGUGAAGGCGGAGCCCGACCCGAGAUUCGUGUUCCAGUUCGACGGCGAGCCUGAGUGUAGUCCUCAAAUAUUCCAGAUUCAGGGGAAUAUCAGGCAACCAGUUUUCACUUGCAAGUUUAGCUUCAGGAGCACCGGUGACCGGAACCAGAUUUCAAGAUCGUUACCUACGGAGUCGAGCGGUUCAAGGGGAUGGCUCAGCUCAUUUGGAAACGAAAGAGAGCGACCUGGAAAGGAACGGAAAGGAUGGUCUAUAACGGUCCACGACCUCUCCGGCUCUCCAGUUGCAGCAGCUUCAAUGGUCACUCCAUUUGUGGCCUCUCCCGGCUCAGACCGGGUCAGUCGGUCCAACCCUGGGUCCUGGCUCAUACUCCGACCCGGCGAUGGGACUUGGAAGCCAUGGGGUCGGCUUGAGGCGUGGCGCGAGCGUGGUGCCUCUGACGGACUCGGUUACCGAUUCGAGCUAAUCCCGGACAACAAUGGAGGCAUGGGUGCGGCCGGCAUUCUACUAUCGGAGUCCACACUUAGUUCCCACAAGGGAGGCAAGUUUGUCAUCGACCUUGGCGCCAAUACUAACAGCCGAGCCAAGCCGAGCAGCGGCACAUCACCUGCGUGCAGCCCGAGAGGCAGCGGAGAUCACGGUUACGGCUUGUGGCCAUACUAUAUGUACAGAGGGUUUGUAAUGUCGGCCAGGGUGGAAGGAGAAGGAAAGUGCAGUAAGUCCUGUGUGGAGGUGGGUGUCCAGCACGUGAACUGCACGGAGGAUGCAGCUGCUUUCGUGGCUUUAGCUGCAGCCAUUGAUCUUAGCAUGGAUGCUUGCAGGCUUUUCUCUCAACGGCUGAGGAAAGAGCUGUGUCAGCAGAAUGACGUGCUUCGCUGAUAGGUCGUCGUUUUAUGUUCCCUUUCAAAAUUUUAAUAUUUGAGUGGGGUGUUUUUUUUUUAACACCAUUGUAGUAAAUAGCCUUACUACCACUAAGUACUAACUGUGUACAGUUUGGGGGAAGAUUAGACAGACAAGUUUUGUUUUUACUUGUUUGGCUUUGUUAACUUUUGUUCUCUGAACUCUGAA
Molecule: messenger RNA, 1693 nt
Organism: Tripterygium wilfordii
Lineage: Eukaryota; Viridiplantae; Streptophyta; Magnoliopsida; Celastrales; Celastraceae
Exons: 2
Coding region: 161-1504 (447 amino acids)
Source: RefSeq, a predicted model, not a curated record